UACAAAUCCCCCCUCCGUAAAGUCCCAAGACGAAACGAAGAUCAACAGAAACACAAUCUUAGCAGAGAACAAAAAUCCCAAAGCUAAAAACCCUAACCCGACGAAUCAAUGGAGCGAGACGACGAAGCGAGUGGACCUAUGAUGGAGAUGUGCACCAACGGCAGCGAAGAGACGUCUAAUCGACGACCUAUCAUAAGUGGCGAACCGCUCGACAUCGAGGCUUACUCGGCGCUCUACAAAGGUCGCACGAAGAUCAUGCGGCUUCUCUUCAUCGCUAACCACUGCGGAGGAAACCUCACGAUUCAGCUCGAAGCAUUGAGGAUGGCUUACGAUGAGAUCAAAAAGGGUGAGAAUACGCAGUUGUUCAGAGAAGUUGUCAGUAAGAUUAAUGGCAAGCUUGGGGACACAUAUGGGAUGGAUUCGGCUUGGUGUGAAUCCGUCGAUCGUCGUGCUGAGCAGAAGAAGGCAAAGCUCGAGAAUGAGCUCAGUUCGUAUCGGACAAAUCUAAUCAAGGAAAGCAUAAGAAUGGGUUAUAAUGACUUCGGAGAUUUUUACUAUGCUUGUGGUUUGCUCGGGGAUGCUUUCAAGAACUAUAUCCGAACACGGGACUACUGCACUACGGGGAAGCACAUCAUUCACAUGUGUAUGAAUGCGAUUCUUGUCAGCAUCGAGAUGGGUCAGUUUACUCAUGUUACAAGCUAUGUGAACAAGGCAGAGCAGAAUCCAGAAACCAGUGACCCUAUUGUAGUUGCAAAACUGCGAUGUGCAUCUGGAUUGGCUCAUUUGGAGCUUAAGAAGUACAAGCUAGCUGCUCGUAAGUUCUUAGAUGUUAAUCCAGAACUUGGAAAUUCCUAUAACGAGGUCAUUGCUCCUCAAGAUGUAGCCACCUAUGGUGGACUCUGUGCCCUGGCAAGCUUCGAUCGAUCAGAAUUAAAGCAAAAAGUCAUUGACAAUAUCAACUUCCGGAAUUUCUUGGAGCUAGUGCCUGAAGUGAGGGAACUUAUCAACGAUUUUUAUUCAAGCCGCUAUGCUUCCUGUCUGGAGUAUCUAGCUAGUCUCAAAGCGAACUUGCUGCUGGACAUCCAUCUCCAUGAUCACGUCGACACACUGUAUGAUCAGAUAAGGAAGAAGGCACUGAUCCAGUACACACUGCCAUUUGUGUCUGUUGAUUUGAGCAGGAUGGCGGAUGCAUUCAAGACGAGUGUCUCUGGUCUAGAGAAGGAAUUAGAAGCCUUGAUCACAGACAACCAGAUUCAGGCACGGAUUGACUCACACAACAAAAUCCUCUACGCAAGACAUGCGGAUCAGAGGAAUGCAACUUUCCAGAAGGUACUUCAGAUGGGAGACGAAUUCGAUAGAGAUGUCAGGUCUAUGCUGUUAAGAGCCAACCUCCUGAAACAUGAGUAUCAUGCCAGAACUUCAAGAAAACUUUGAAACUGAUGACAUCUGCUUUGCUAAUCUGAGAGUAUAUGGUUUGUGUGUGCCAGGCAAAUUCAAGGGUGAUAAAUUGAGGAUUGGGAAGGAACAAAACGAGAAAUUGGGCAAGAUAACUUUAUGUAAGAAGCUAUUUUGUGUUUUUCUCAAAGAGUGGAUGACAUUUUGAGGAAGUAAAUGUAUUAUUAUGCUAAAGAUGAAUGAGACUGUCCAUUAUUUAAACAAACUAUUCAAUGAUAUUGCCUUUUAAAUGA
This is a messenger RNA of Capsella rubella, 1688 nucleotides long. Its product is annotated as COP9 signalosome complex subunit 1. Gene Ontology annotation, cellular component: COP9 signalosome. The transcript has 7 exons. The record is from RefSeq and is a predicted model, not a curated record. Lineage: Eukaryota; Viridiplantae; Streptophyta; Magnoliopsida; Brassicales; Brassicaceae. The coding region runs from base 109 to 1434 and encodes 441 amino acids.